This is a messenger RNA of Sinocyclocheilus anshuiensis, 1249 nucleotides long. Its product is annotated as complement factor H-like. The transcript is spliced from 6 exons. The coding region runs from base 152 to 1162 and encodes 336 amino acids. The record is from RefSeq and is a predicted model, not a curated record. NCBI's taxonomy places the organism in Eukaryota, Metazoa, Chordata, Actinopteri, Cypriniformes, Cyprinidae.
UGGUUUAAUUUUUUUUUCUUCAUCUACAGAAGUUAGCUGUGAGAGUGAACAGCUCAUCAAUGUUGACAUUGUAGUUGGAAAUCCAGAUAUUGCUCCACCUUAUAAACCUGGACAUAUUUUAGUUUUUCGAUGCACAGAUGUGAACCUGAAGAUGCACGGCCAACGAACAAUUGAAUGCCUGUCCAAUGGAAAAUGGGAUUAUCCAUAUCCGAAAUGUGGAGAUGUAACAUGUCUUCUAAACACAAAAGAGAACAACAUCAAAAUGGAUCGAUUUCCUGAUUUUGAGUGUCCAGUCAAAUCUGGAUAUAAUUUAACGUUUUCAUGCAAUGGACAAGGACUGAUUUUAAAAGGACAGAGAGAAAUCACCUGCCAGUCAAAUGGAGAAUGGAGCAGCCCUUUUCCAAAAUGUGAAGGCAAACACACAGAAGAGAUUACAUGUGAAACUCCAUAUGACCAGCAUGUGCAUUACCCAUACUAUUACUUCAGUGGAGAUAAGAAACUGGGAACAAUAAAAUCGUACCGAUGUGACUCUGGAUAUCGUAAAAUGGCAGAAGAGGCCACAUGCACACGAGACGGAUGGACACCAAAACCACUGUGUGCUGAAAUGUGUGCAGCACCUAACAUCCCAAAUGCAGAGAUUGUUCGAGGUCAGAGACAAAAAUACGGAAUCAAUUCAAGAAUAGAAUAUAAAUGUCAUCCUGGAUUUGAACCAGAGGAGCCUGUACAAAUCACCUGUGAUUACCAGGGCCAGUGGACAGGCUUACGUCAGCAAUGCACAGUCUCAGAGAAAUGUGGACCACCACCAGGUGUGAAUGAUGCAGAUACAAUAGAAAUAACAAAAAAGGAAUACAAUACAGGGGAGAGAGUUGAAUACAGCUGCUUUAAUAAAUACACAUUGGAUCUGCAUCCACCUUUCUCCAGACACUUGACCUGUGUGCAAGGAGAAUGGAGAGGGAAUAUUAGGUGUUUAAAGCCCUGUACAGUGACGGUGGAGGAAAUGGAAAGAAGAGGUUUAGAGUUGGCCUAUGCUAAUCGACAAAAGAUGUUCGCACCACAUGAUGAUCACAUCACCUUAAUGUGUAAGAGGGGCAAAGUUUCAGGAGGUGUUCCCCUAAGACAAAAGUGUAAUGAUGGAGAGAUGACUUUACCUGUGUGUGAGUGACAGUGGGAAUAAAGAAUAAGUGCAGCAUCAACUGUACUAUGUAAAAACAAAUGGCGUGAAUCAAAAUAAAACAUUUUUCCCAAAUCA